CACAUGGAAAAAAGAAAUAUUGAAAACUAAAAUGGGCACUACAUCUUUCCCAUCUUUGGGCUUAUCUGACUGGCUUGUUGGGCAGGUAAAUGCCGUGGGCAUUAAGGAUCCUACUCCUGUACAAGUCAACUGCAUUCCCCCCAUCCUAGAAGGUCGAGACUGUAUUGGGUGCUCUAAGACUGGCAGUGGGAAGACAGCUGCCUUUGCCCUCCCCAUUCUCCACCGACUAUCAGAGGACCCGUAUGGAGUCUUUGCUCUAGUUCUGACUCCGACGAGAGAGUUAGCCUAUCAAAUUGCAGAGCAAUUUAGAGUGUUUGGCAGCCAUAUUGGUCUGAAAGAUGUUGUCGUUGUGGGAGGAAUAGAUAUGAUGAAGCAAGGCUUGUCAUUGGCUAAGAAGCCUCACAUCGUCAUAGCAACUCCUGGUCGGCUAGCAGACCACCUGGCCAAUACUGAUACGGUAUCACUCAAGAGAAUAAAGUUUCUGGUACUAGAUGAAGCAGAUCGUCUGCUGGACCCCAGUUUUGAAGAAGCCCUGGAAGUGAUAUUCGACCACCUGCCCAAGAAGAGACAGACACUUCUCUUCAGUGCCACACUAACUGAUACGAUUGGUCGCUUGAGGGAGGUGGCCACCAACGAACCGUUCUGCUGGGAGGCACCCCGAGAGGAAGCUACAGUGGAGGAGCUAGAUCAAAAAUAUGUUCUUAUGCCCGCUAAGGUAAAAGACUGCUACUUGAUUUACCUCAUGGAGCACUUGCACAAUGAAGAGAAGAAGACACUCAUCUUGUUCACUCCAACGUGCCGAAGCUGUCAGGUGUACUCCAUACUGCUGCGUAACCUUGACUACCCGUGUGUGGCGCUGCACUCCAUCUUAUCACAGAGCCAGCGAUUGGCUUCACUGAACAAGUUCAAGUCAGGUCAUGUGAGGAUCCUCGUUGCUACGGACGUGGCUAGCAGAGGUCUGGACAUUCCUACAGUGGAUGUGGUAGUGAACGUGAACAUACCGGCUAGCUCUAAAGACUACAUCCACCGAGUGGGCAGAACUGCACGAGCCGGCAGAGGUGGACUAGCGCUCUCCCUAGUGACCCAGUACGACAUUGACAGACUGAAAAGCAUCGAGGAAAACAUCAAGACCACUUUGACAGAGUAUGACUCUAAAGAGAGUGAAGUGCUCAAGCUACUAAAUUCUGUCAAUGUUGCCAAGAGAGAAGUGGAAAUUCGUCUUGGAGACACUGAUUUUGGUGAACGUCGCAAGAUCAACAAACGAAAACGGAAACUGCUUGAAGGGUAUGUCAAGGCAAGAAAGACAAAGAAGAAGACAUGAACUAUUAAGACUGUGUGCUACCUUUGUUUGUUUAAUCCUCCCCCUCAAGUUGAGGUCAAAAAAACAUGACAUAAUUAUAUUCAGA
Messenger RNA from Halichondria panicea, 1406 nucleotides. Its product is annotated as probable ATP-dependent RNA helicase DDX49. The record is from RefSeq and is a predicted model, not a curated record. Bases 32 to 1321 code for a protein of 429 amino acids. Lineage: Eukaryota; Metazoa; Porifera; Demospongiae; Suberitida; Halichondriidae. Gene Ontology annotation, molecular function: ATP binding; nucleic acid binding; RNA helicase activity. The transcript is spliced from 13 exons.